Molecule: messenger RNA, 3891 nt
Organism: Theileria equi strain WA
Lineage: Eukaryota; Apicomplexa; Aconoidasida; Piroplasmida; Theileriidae
Product: structural maintenance of chromosomes smc1, putative
Exons: 5
Coding region: 1-3891 (1296 amino acids)
Biological process (GO): sister chromatid cohesion
Cellular component (GO): nucleus; chromosome; cohesin complex
Molecular function (GO): ATP binding; ATP hydrolysis activity; DNA binding
Source: RefSeq, a predicted model, not a curated record
AUGGAUAGCCAUCAAGUUCUUUCACUGGAUGGUCUCAACUAUUCGCAGGAUAACAUCACGGAACCGGUAGAUACAGAAUCGUCGACCUUUCGGCUAGACGAUGGCUACGGGACUGAAGAUGACGCAACUUCAAGGUCUCUCACGAACCUUGUACAUCCUUUACUACGCAAAGGAGCCAUACGCUCCCUUGAACUUUGCAAUUUCAAGAGUUACUGUGGUACAGUCGUGAUUGAACCCUUCUCUCACUUUACAGCAAUCAUCGGACCAAAUGGGUCAGGGAAAUCAAACUUGAUGGACGCGAUAUCUUUUGUGCUCUGUAUCAAGGCGACUACUCUGCGUGGAAUCAACGUCAAGGAUUUGAUCUACAGUGGACCUAGUCCAGAUGAAACACCCACGGAACGAUGUGCUCAUGUAUCGCUCACUUUAGAGAGUGAUACUGGACCUGCAGUAUUCAAGAGGAUGAUUAGUAGCAAAGGGUCAAUUACCUAUGUGUACAAUAAUAAUGUUAUAACAUUCAAAGGGUAUACUGAAGCCCUAAGAGAAUAUAGGAUAAAUUCUCUGGGAGCAACCGGACUUAUUUUUCAGGGCGCAGUAAAUGAUAUAUUAUCGCAGGGACCCUCCGAGUUGACAAGAUUAUUUGAGAACAUAAGCGGAUCAUCACUCUACGAGAAACCAUACAAUUACAUAAAGGAAAAACUCGAAAUUGGCCGUACAGAGUACAAGGACUAUGUCUCCAGGAAGAAACAACUACAAAGUGAAAUUAGACAAUACAAGUCAGUCGUUGGAAGCAGUAAGAACCACGCAGAACAGUGGGAAGAAUAUAAAAAGGUGGAAUCGUUGUAUUAUGCCUCGAAAUAUUUUCUGCUUCAAAACCAAUUCGAACACACUUGUGGUCACCACAAUGAACUUGUGAGAAAUUACGAUGAAUUUAUUGCAAAAAGGUCGUCUAUUGACUCGAAAAAGAGAGAGUUGGAAAAUGAGAGGGCAUCUCUCUACUACACUCAGGCUAAACUUAAUCGUAUUUUUCAGCAAAAGGAGAUUAUGUUGAAUCAAUCAAGGGAAAAUUUGCAAAGGUUUUUCACUGAAAGGAGUAGUUUGACUCAGGAGAUACAGCAGAAUGAAGAUAUAAAGGCUCAAGUGGAAAAGGAGUUGGAAAUGCUGUUGGGAGAGUACAGAGAGACUGAAUCAUUGUCUAAGCAAGUUGAGGCUGAGAUAGAAGCUCAUUCUCUAGAAGUUCAAAAUAGCAAAGUGCUACUUACUCCCUCGCAACUCUCUGAAUUUAAUGAGUCUUUAAAGGAGUUUCACAAGAAUACAGCUUCCAUAAAGAUCAAGAUGAAUAUUAUAAAGAGUAACAUGGAAGAAAAGCAAAGUAAAUACCAACAAAAUGUAAAUAGACUUGCAUCUUUGAACCAGAAGAUCACCCAAGUCCAGGAGCUAUCAAAGAGACAUGAGGACGUAUCUCAAGGACUGCAAGACAAACUGAGGGGAUACAAGGAUUCCAUGGAGCUCCUUGCCACUACAGUUGGAAAGCUAUCAAUGGAUGCAACUAAACUCUCUGAUGCAAAGAAUGCACUUGAGAAACAAAAGGUUUUGCUUGAUGAAAAGAUAAAAUCGUUGGGGGCACUUAAAUCCGAAUACCGAAAUAUCUUCAGGAGAAUGCAAACUAGCAAAGCAUUAUCUGAAAAAUUUCAAACUGUACAUGGUGAAGUUAUUUCCUUGUUUCAAAUAAACAAUGCUUGUUACCGUAAGGGAAUCAUGGCGGCUCUUGGACCAAGAUUACAUACCAUCAUUGUGCAAGAUUACGAUACUGUUUCGCUUUGUAUUGAUUUUUUAAAGACGGAAAAGUCUGAUAGAUGUGAUUUUUUACCAUUAGAAUCCCUGAAUUAUGCUAGACAGGAUGAGUCAGAAAGUUGGAAAAGAACCGAUAAAUCCGAGAGCAGAAGACAAAUUAGUGAAAUGCUAAAGCGCUUUUCCAAGCUCAAUUAUGUUUUUGCUAUUCACUGUAUUGACUUCUCGGCAGAGUACAAGCCACUUUUUGAGUACCUAUUAGGCGAUGUAAUUAUUGUUUCAAAUUUGGAUGAAGCUGAAAAGGUAGCUACUCUAAAAUUGCGCCCUGGGAGGUCAGAAUCAUCAAGAGCAGACAAUCCUACAGUAGUUACUCAAAUGGGCCAAGUAAUUGCCAGAGAUAAGACCAUAAUCAUAGGACAAGUCACUUUGAAAAAUAGUGAGCUUGAGAUGAAAAUCGCAGAAUAUAGCAAACAUACUAACAAACUCAAGGAUAUAGAAGCUGAACUAUCGACUAUAACAAAGAGGGAUACUGAGAUUCAGGAGUCAAUUUCAAUCUCAAAAAAUAGGAUCGAAAAGUACAAGAGAAUGAUAGAGCUUACAAAAUUAAAGUCGGAUUUUUCGGAAAAACAAAAGGAAGCCUACAAGACUCAGAUUGAUACCCUAUCCGCGGAAGUAUCAUCACUGAACAACGAAACCAAGACUCUGAAAAAGGCAAUUGAUACAUUUUCAAGAGAUUUGGAAACUGAAAAUAAAACAUUACAAGUACUGCAACAAACGCACUUUUCAGAAAUGAAUGCCAAGUUCGGUGUGGAAGAUGUUUACAGAACCUUUUCUGAAAAUUCAGAGAGUUUGGAAAAGCUGAAUGCUGCAAUAGCCAAUAAGAAAGCGAUACAAAAACGCUGUAUGGUGGAUUUGGAAGAUUUAAAGAGAAAGAUUCAGUAUAUUAAAGACGUAAAAAUUCCAAGCAUUGAGACAAACAUUGGUGAAUCUAGACGCAAACUAGACAUGUUGAACUCUGAGAAUCAAAAGACAAGCGAUGAGCUUGAGGUACUAAAGGCUGACGUAGAGGCGGCAAAGUUGGAUCUCGAGAAUUCUAUAAAGGCAAUUGAGGAAUGUAAUCUCAACAUCAAAAAUAGCGGGAAGGAUAUAGAUAGUGGUAUUUUAUCGUCUAAAGAAGCGUAUGAAAAGGAGAUUUGCCUCGCAGAAAGCAAAAUGAGUCAACUGCGACUACAGGCAAACGAUCUAGUCGAUGAGUGUAAAAUAAAGAAUACAAGGUUGAACUUUGUACAAUGUGAAUUACCAAUGCAUGUAACCGAGAAAUACGAAUUUCCAGUUCUUGCAAAUGCUAGUGACUUUGACAAGCUGCCAAGGACGGAAAAGGCAAUGUCCAAUUACGUUACCCAACUGGAGCAAGAGCUCAAGGACCUCAAGAGGACACUAUCGCAUUCAGCAUCAUUCUCUGAUGCUGAAUCAAAGCUGGAACAAACCACUAAAGAACUAGAGAAACUGGAGCAAGACAUGGAGCAAUCUAGGGCCCAGAUACUUAAGCUUGAGAAGGAUUUUGAAAAGAUCAAAAAGGAAAGAUCAGCGCUCUUUCUACAAUGUUUCAACUCGGUGAAAAACUACGUUGGCCCAAUUUACAACAAGCUCUCGUCUACUGAUGAGGCUUGUACAAAUGGCGGUCAAGCAUUUUUGAGUCUAGAUGACGAUCGAUGCAGUGGAGAAAUAGAACCAUUUAUGUACAACAUCCGAUAUAAUACAAUACCUCCCAUGAAGAAAUAUCUGGACAUUAGCUUACAAAGUGGUGGCGAAAAGGCGCUAUCCUCAAUCGCAUUACUGUUGGCAUUGCACAACUAUAGAGAAUCGCCCUUUAUUGUCUUGGAUGAAAUCGAUGCCAACAUCGACUCUGUAAAACUGAAAAGCCUAACAAACUUUUUAACAAGUAGCAAUUUUCAGGUCAUUAUCAUCACGCUAAAGGACAAGUUGUUUUCAAGUGCACAAAGCCUUGUAGGUGUUUAUAGACAACAACCGUACUCAAUUUCAAAGUGUGUCGUACUAAACUUGGAUGACUAUCAAGAUGAAACUCCAGGUAUAGCAAAUUAA